GAGUUCUUUGACCAGAACCUUGAAUGAUGCUCAGCUACUGCAGAUUUUCCAAAACCCUCCAGCGGCAGAAAAUUAAACCAUUUCAUUCGCACAAUGCUUUGGUACCACAGGUUGAUUCAUGCCGCUCUUUUGUCCCUGUUCCACGGUACGUGAGGAUACAAAGAUACUCAACAGACAAUGCGAAGAAUACAAAUGCAGAUAAGCCUACUUCCAUCUUUAAAAUGGAGGGAGACACCUGGGACCAUGUCUUCAAAGGCAUAAAAAACAUGCCUCCUCUCACUUCAUCUGCGCUUCGAAAUCCUGCAAGUCAGACUCCUCGGCGGGUUCGCAGACAAGCAAUGUCAGCUACGGAAUUAAGCGCAUUUGACGACAUGUUUACCAUGAUCUUCGAUGCCGUUUCUGAGCAAAAAUCUUCGGAAAUGCGCUCUUCUGGCACUCAGGGAAAGACCUCCGAUCCGGGAGGACUGAAUGACCUCUUUGGAAAGUUACGGAAACAUUCGAAGAGGAUGAGAUGGACAACCGAAGAGGAGGAGCUAUUGGAUCGCAAGAAGGAGGCUAUGGAUUUGUGUGACACAGACCAGGAACUUCUAGAAUGGGCAAUUCGAGAGGUGUUUGACGAGUCGCAGAAAUUCGAAGCUGCAUCGAGAGAAGCACUGCAGAAAGUUACUUCCAGCCCAAACAAGACAUCUGCCGCAGAGAAUUUACCCAUCCUACAAUCACCCAUAUAUCCUCAUAUUAUUGCUCAUCUCAUGCGUACUUUCCGGGACAAGUAUCACGAUCCCCAUCUUGCAUUAUCAAUAUUUGACCAUGCUCGAAAUCUUUCCAUUCCAUCAUACGUGUUCGGGUGCACCACUCCUGCUUAUAACGAGCUCAUUGAAACGAAAUGGACACAUUUCCACGACUUGAAAGGUGUACACGACGCCCUGCAAGAAAUGGUUAUCAACGGCGUCGACGUUAACGAUAACACGCGGAAGAUAGUCGAUGGAGUGCGAAGACAAGUUGGCGAACGGAAUCUUUGGAUUGAGGAUGAUUACUUUGGCGAAGGGGAACUCUGGGAUGUACUCAAAUCGAUUGAGUCACUUGUACGAAAACCAGAAGCAGACAGUGAUAGAUCAAAGAGGUGGAAUGACUGGAAAACAUCUACUAAAGCCGAUAAAGAUUGGGCUUUCAAUCAAUGGGAUACAGCCUCAGAUUCCACAUCCAAGAGAUAUUAAACUUACACAUAUCGUCCUUACAUCACCGUCGGCAUAAUCUUACAUACGAGCAUUUGAUUGUAGGAUUAGAGUCAAAAGUCAUUCUUUGAGAUA
Molecule: messenger RNA, 1307 nt
Organism: Lentinula edodes (shiitake mushroom)
Lineage: Eukaryota; Fungi; Basidiomycota; Agaricomycetes; Agaricales; Omphalotaceae
Exons: 3
Coding region: 24-1214 (396 amino acids)
Cellular component (GO): mitochondrion
Source: RefSeq, a predicted model, not a curated record